This is a messenger RNA of Saccostrea cuccullata (small rock oyster), 798 nucleotides long. RefSeq names its product protein THEM6-like. Bases 89 to 562 code for a protein of 157 amino acids. NCBI's taxonomy places the organism in Eukaryota, Metazoa, Mollusca, Bivalvia, Ostreida, Ostreidae. The record is from RefSeq and is a predicted model, not a curated record. The transcript has 3 exons.
UGCGGCAUUUGCUUUGUUUGAUGUUGCAUAUUACACUAGAGUUGUAAUUUCCUUUAUUCUGUACACAUGGAAGGGAAAAUUUAAGCGAAUGCCGAUUUUGGAUGAAAGCAUAAUAAAUGGAGUGUGUUGGACAAGUGAUCUAGAUGCAAAUUGGCACAUGAACAAUUCACGCUAUCUCCGUGAAUGCGAUUUUGCCAGGCUGAAAUUUUUUCUGGAAAAGGGCAUUUUUAGUGGCCUUUGGAAAAGCAAUGCUUCAAUCAUUAAUGGAGGAAGUACCAUAAGAUACAGAAAAUCUCUGAACUUCAUGGACUUUUUCUUCAUAAAAUCAAAAAUACUCCACUGGGAUUCAAAAGCAUUUUACCUAGAGCAUCAAAUCAGAGAAACAAAAACUAACUUUGUGUCAGCAAUUGCACUUGUCAAAAUGGUUGUGAAAGGAGCCAGUCCUGACACAGUGCUAAAUAAAAUGGACAUCACCUUAAGUUCACCAGCACCACCACCUGAGUUACAAAGAUUUAUAGAACUAAAUCAGAUAUCUAGUGAAAAACUAAGAAAAGCUAUGUAAUUUAUCAAACUUGAUCAAUGUAAACUGUGAUAAAUGUAUAUAUAGAAAUUAAUCAGGUCUCAAAUGAAAACUCAGGGAAAUCAUGCAUGUACCAUGUAUGUAUGUUAUCAAUAAAUUUGAAGAUAAGGUAAUUAUAAGACUUAAUGCCAAGAUCAGUUUUAAUGUCAGUGACUGUUUCUUAAAUUUUUUUAAAAAAAUACCAGUUUGUGUAAUUUCAUCAUCUUACCAACACUCAA